Trematosphaeria pertusa is the source of this 1149-nucleotide messenger RNA. RefSeq lists its product as uncharacterized. The transcript has a single exon. Lineage: Eukaryota; Fungi; Ascomycota; Dothideomycetes; Pleosporales; Trematosphaeriaceae. The annotation marks the transcript as partial. The record is from RefSeq and is a predicted model, not a curated record.
GCAGCCCCCAGCGACCCGGCGUUCUCCCUACUACUUUCGCUACCACGAGAACUACGAGACCGCAUCUAUACCUUCGCUCUCGUGUCACCAUACCCGUUCUGGUGGCCUGCUCCUUCUGCGCCGAAGCACGGUGUUGCGCUAGGACUGUUGACCGUCUCAAGACAGGUGCAUGAAGAGGCAGCGCCGCUACUCUAUUCCUUGAACAAGUUUCUGUUUACGCAUCCGUCCGAUUGCAACAUCUUCCGCGUCAUAUCCUCGCCGUUCUCCGAGAACAUAACGAGCGUCUACCUCCGAAUACGCGAAAAGGAUGUUAAAUUAUGGGCGACAUAUCUCGGCUCGAAGACGCAAGAACGCUCGAUGAAGGCAGAUCUACCGAAACUCAAGAGUUUGUGGAUAUUUCUCAGGUGCGGGACUAUGGGCACACCGAAUAUGAUAGGGCAACUGGGACAUAACAUACCGGGUUUGGCAGCACAAGUCCACGCUAUCAACGCGAUCGGAGGACAGAUGCACGUGCUGCAGCAGCAGAUACAGCAGCAGAUCCAGGCCUUGCAACAGCAGGUUUCGCUGGCUAUGGGACAGACCGCUGGACAGCCUACGCCGCACCAAAUAAUUGCCCCUCCACACUUCCCCGGCGCCCCGAAUAGCACUGGGAAUGGAAAUAAUGGCCUACCACCAGGCGGACCUAUGCCAUUUGUUCAAUUUGCUCAAAACGCAUGGCAACACAACCACCAUCCCGCACCACCGACACCGCACCCUCAUGGCCUCCAGAACAACCCACCGCCGAACCCCAGCCCGCUCGCUCAGCACAUGGCCCUCCAUACUCCAACUCCGCCACCACCCGUCCCACAACACCAGCACCCAUUACCGCACGUUCACCAUCCUCCACAUCCGCACCAACACACAUUCUACGCGUCCUUCCUACGGCUGGAGCGCGAAAUGGGCCUAGAGAACCUGUGCCUUUCACUUCAGGAGACGCGACCGGCGGAUGCGGAUGUCAAGAUUGUGUGUAUCUUGAAGCUGCCGAAAGCGGAGGUGCAGCGAUUGCUGAGCCUGUAUCCGGAUGAGCUGCAGGCGGAUCGGAAUGGGGACGCAAGGACCAGGUUUCGGAGAUUGCAUGGUGUGGAUGUGAGUUUGGAGGUUAGCGGGUAU